Aphanomyces astaci is the source of this 3058-nucleotide messenger RNA. RefSeq lists its product as hypothetical. Gene Ontology annotation, molecular function: zinc ion binding; nucleic acid binding; cysteine-type deubiquitinase activity. NCBI's taxonomy places the organism in Eukaryota, Oomycota, Saprolegniomycetes, Saprolegniales, Verrucalvaceae. The transcript has 3 exons. Gene Ontology annotation, biological process: protein deubiquitination. Bases 45 to 2381 code for a protein of 778 amino acids. The record is from RefSeq and is a predicted model, not a curated record.
AUUUUAUUGCGUGGCCACGGAGCCUGGUGCGAGGGUAGUGGAGAAUGGAGCAGACACUUGACGGAGGUGCGAAGCAACCGCCUUUGUCCCAUGCCUUCCAACAUGGCGGUCACUCCUCCACCACGUCCUAUCCGACGGCGGUAGAUAGUGGGUACCGUCCAUCGGGCAAUGCUCCGGUGACCAACAAAUACCACUCACCACGCCACGGUCACCAUGAAUACCACAGCAACGUCGACAGGCAUCAUGCAAAGGCGAAAGUACAUACGACAGAAGGUGGAGUGUACUCUCCAGCACAAGCAUCAUUGCCACUGCAUCACAAUCCCAACAGCGUUCAAGCUCCGUACAAUCCUACGCUGGUGACAGCACAGUCGAACAGCGACAGCCGAUAUUUCAAUCCCAACGUUAUCAACCCGCCGUUACCUCCACUCCCUCCACCAAGUCUUGCCUCCGCCACACCGACUUCAUAUUCCAAACCGUCUCCUUCGGACGCGUACCAUCGCCCUGCCCAAGACGCAUCAUUGACGUACCCCCGUCCACACCAGACUUACCCUUCGAACCAGCACUUCCAUCCGUCCUCCACACCAUCCACUUCUUCGUCAUCUCAAAGCCUGGAAUUCGUCAAGUGCCAACGAUGCGGCGACAAAGGACAUAUCGCGCCACCCUGUCCCACGCGCCGCCCGUACCAUCCGUCGUCGUACUCGAAGCACCUGCCCCCCCGCACAUGCAAGUAUUGGUUGAAUGGCAACUGCCACAAAGGGGACGACUGCACGUUCGUGCAUGGUCUCGUGCCGGACGCCAACGGCAUGGUGUAUCCUCCUACCCACAUGCUCCGCCACCAAGGAGGGUACCCCCCCAUGGAUCAAACGUUUUAUUACCCCCCGCCCCCCAUGCCCCACUACAGCUACGACCCAAAUGCCCAUCGCAUGACGCCGCCGCCCGACGAAGCGCUCGAGUACCACCCCCCACCCCCCGCUCAGGGCUACGGUGGCGCUCCUCCGUACUACCCGUACGACAACUCGUACUACCCUUACCCAGGUCACAGGUCGUUGUAUAGUACCCCACCGCCCGCGGCGGCCACGUACCACCAACAGCCCCCCCCUCCUCCUCCUCCGCUCCAUGUUCCCUCCCCUAACUACCCCACGUCGAAACCAUACAAUUACUACGCCCAGCCCCAGCCCUACCAUCCACGGCAAGGCUACGCGUCGUUCCCUGCUGACCAGUAUGACCACGUCGAGUCGUUUGCGAGCUCCGACGGCACUACGCCGUCGACGCGUUAUCAAAAGGACCUCCCUUCGACCGCCGACCUGCAGCCGCUGCCAUCAACCCCUUGUAGUCCCUCUCUUGUGCCUGCGCCUACUGCUGCUUCUGAUGCAACAGACUCCAUGGCUGCGCUCACGAUUGAAACAAGUUCCUCCGAACAGGCUGAGGGCGUCGAUACCCGAUCCAAGUCGGUGACGUCGCCCACCGAAGCCACGACCAAGGCGGCGGAUCGGAAAAAGAAGAAGAAGGCAACAUCCAAGCCACCGCCGCCGCCGCCGGCUCAUGCCGAGGUGCCCGUGACGGCCAAAGGGCUGCGUAAUGACACGGGGGACAACAACUGUUUUCUCAACGUGGUCGUGCAAGCGUUGUUUCACUUGGAGACGUUUCAAUCGCGAUGGGCCGACACCGCGAGCCAUGUGUGUGCGGGCGGCGGGCGCUGCGUGUAUUGCGCGUUGGCCAGCGUGUUUGCCCUAUUGGGUCGAUCUAGUACGCCCACCACGACCUCUACGACUACUAGUAGUAGUACUAGCGUACACGAACGGCAGGGGGUGUCGUCGGACGCGUUGCGCAAGGUUCUGAGUGCGAUUUCGACGUCGCCGUUGCCGGCUGCGGAGGAGCGGUACAAGGCUGGGUCCAUGGAUGACGCCGCCGAAGCCCAUGAGACGAUCCUCCGGUCGCUGCACGAAUCGCUUUCAUCGGCGGCGGCAGCGGCGGCCGCCACUCCGUGUCCGUGCCUCGCGCAUGAAGUGUUUGGGCUGUGGGUGGGCGAAGAAGCCGAGUGCGGCCAGUGCGGGAUGUCGAUGGAGACGCUGCCGUACGAUGCGAUGGUGUUGCAUGUCGCGACAGAGUCCAUCAAGGAAGUCACUUCGAAAAAGCACAAGACCCACCAGCGCGCGUUUGACGAUGUACUGGCGACCGUGUGGGCGGCGGCGGGCAGCUCGAAAAAGUGCGCGCGGUGCCGCCAUGACAAGGUGUACGAGUCGCGGCUGCAGCUCAAGCAAGUGCCGCGGAUGUUUACGGUCGGGCUCACGUGGAAGAACAACUCGGCCAAUGUGGCGACGCUCAAGGCGAUUGUGGCGGCCAUGGAACCUUCGAUUCGACUGGGCCGGUGCGACGAUUGAGGAGGAUGGAGGAGGAUGCAGACUGAUGAUGAUCGUGUAGGGUGUUUCCCAACAUGGUCGCGGAAGGACGGCUGGCUGGUCCGGACCAAGGAAGCGCGACGCUGUUGGCCAUGUACUGCUUCUUUGGCCAUCAUUACAUGGCGUUCAUCUACAAGGUGGCGACGCGGGAAUGGUUGAGCUUCAACGACACGGUCGUGCGGCGGGUGGGGACGCAGUGGAGCGACGUCCAAGCCGCGUGUAUCGAGGUAGGAUGAACGACCAAGUGUGGUGGCGUCAUGGAGUCGUCGAUAUGAUUGUGUAGAACCACUACCAGCCGUACGUGUUGUUCUACGACGUGGCGCCCCCCCCGACGAAGCUAGGAAACCAAGAGACUGUGCUGCAGUUUACGAUCGGGGACUUUGUCAUGUCAGUGGCGUCAGAAGUAGACCGCGAGAACUGGAAGACUAACGUGGAUGAUGUCCAUGCACCAGUCGACCACGCCCCGCGCAAGUACCACACUCGACAACAGCAGCAUCCUCCACACUACCACCCCAAGUAGAUGAUAUGUUAGGAGCCCGAUAGACGCAUGCUGCACGGCAACCACCCCCACCCAUGAGACCUCCCUUAAUGAACUCUGUAUUUAAACCCCAUCUCCAUUCGUGUCGCGCCGCCACAGCCGCCCCAAUCUGUCAUGUUGG